AUGACCGCCGAAGCAACAACAAAACUCCCCCCGGGCUGGUGGAUCAGAACCCACGAUGGCUCAUUUGCUGGACCUCCGCCAAUCCCACAGGACUACACCAACGACGACGAUAGCGAAGUCGACGGCGUGGAUGGCCAAAGCGUGGUAGACGACGAAGGUGGCCUCGACAUCCGCCCCGACUCACCAGGCUGGGAGGACAUGGAGGCCGACACCGAAUCGCUGACCGUGCAGUGCCUACUUUGUCCGCAACAGUUCUCCUCGCCGAAUCUUAUGCUCGAGCACUGCAGCAGUAGCCAUAACUUCGACUUCGUCAACGUCGUGCGAUCGCGAGGCCUGGACUUCUAUGGAGCGAUUAAACUCGUCAACCUUGUUCGAUCGCAGGUGCCUGGUUUGGCGAAUCCGGAUCAAUUGGCGGUGGCAUCGCUGGACUCGGACGAUCUGCUCAAGCCUGUGCUGGAGAACGAUGCGCUGCUGUUCAGUCUGGAUGAUGUGGUCGAUUUUGAAGCUCUGGCUGAGCAGACGCAGGAGGAAGCGGCGGGCGUCGACAACGCUGGAUGA
Messenger RNA from Saxophila tyrrhenica, 558 nucleotides. RefSeq lists its product as uncharacterized. The transcript has a single exon. NCBI's taxonomy places the organism in Eukaryota, Fungi, Ascomycota, Dothideomycetes, Mycosphaerellales, Extremaceae. The record is from RefSeq and is a predicted model, not a curated record. Bases 1 to 558 code for a protein of 185 amino acids.